AUGCCAGCCUUUUCAUUAUCUAUCUAUUUAGCUCAUUUUUUAUCUAUCAUCUAUCUUCCAUCUAUCUAUCUAUCUAUCUAUCUAUCUAUCUAUCUAUCUAUCUAUCUAUGUCCCUUCUUUUCUAUCUAUCUAUCUAUCUAUCUAGCUAAACAUUUUCUUCAUCUAUCAUCUAUCUAUCUAUUCAUCAUCUAUCUUUAUCAUUCCUUUCUUAUCUAUCUAUCUAUCUAUUCUCAUUGUCUCAUCUAUCUAUCUAUCAUCAUUCAUCUAUCUAUCUAUCUAUCUAUCUAUCUAUCUAUCUAUCUAUUGCCUAUUUCAUUAUCUAUCUAUCUAUCUAUCUAUCUAUCUAUCUAUCAUCUAUCUCUGUCCCUUUCUUAUCAUCAUUCUAUCUAUCUAUCUAUCAUUGUCAUCUUCAUCUAUCUAUCUAUCUAUCCAUUCAUCUAUUUAUCUUCUAUCUCUAUCUAUCUAUCUAUCUAUCUAUCUAUGCAUCUAUCAUCUAUCUAUCUAUUAUUCUAUCUAUCCAGCCUUUCUAUCUAUCUAUCUAUUAUCAUCUAUCUAUCUAUCUCCCUUCUCUCAUUGUCUUCAUCUAUCUAUCUAUCUAUCUAUCUAUCUAUCUAUCUAUCUAUCUAUCUAUGUCAGGAUGGAUCCGGUCUCUAUAAAAAUAUACAUGACAACAGAGAUGGUCGUAUUUAUUUUAGUGUUGAAACUCAGUACUUAGGCAAAUUUUAUCUAUCUAUCUAUCUAUCUAUCUAUCUAUCUAUCUAUCUAUCUAUCUCUAUCUAUCUAUCUAUGCUAGUUUCUUCAUUGUCUGUCUCUCUAACUAUUUAUCUCAUUCGAGUCGUAUCUAUCUAUCUAUCUAUCUAUCUAUCUAUCUAUCUAUCUAUCUAUCUAUCUCAGUCUCUUCAUAAUCUAUCAGUUUCUUCAUUAUCUGUCUAUCUCCCUCGAUUCGUAUCUAUCUAUCUAUCUAUCUAUCUAUCUAUCUAUCUAUCUAUCUAUCUAUCUAUUUAG
Messenger RNA from Acanthosepion pharaonis, 1005 nucleotides. The record is from the annotation of a GenBank genome assembly. Lineage: Eukaryota; Metazoa; Mollusca; Cephalopoda; Sepiida; Sepiidae.